GAAGACUCCCUCCGAGAGGCUGCGCAGCCGCAGUUACUAGCGACUUCGGCGCUGCGAUGGGGACCGAGGAAAAGGGUCCGAACGGCGGCAAUGGCAACGAGAGUCGGGCAUUGGCCAGUAUCAGUGCUGAGAGCCCGGGGAAGCUUUGUGGCCGGGGCAAGAAACGGAUCCUGGACGAGGAGUCGUACAUCGGGAAUUUGGAAAAAAUUAUCCAGCGUGACUUUUUCCCCGAUGUGGUAAAGCUAAAUGCUCAGAAGGAGUUUUUGGAGGCUGAAGAGAGUGGCGACAUGGAAAAGAUGCGUGAAAUAACCAUAAAAUAUGGCCCUUCACUUGGGAAACCAAAUUUGAUGACCCCUGCCCCAUAUCACACGCCAGGUUCUUUUGAGACGCCAGAAGUUACCUCAGGUUCUCCAUCUUCGCAGAGUAAAACCCGAUUAGAUGGAAAGCCUCCAAGUGAUGGAGGAGAAAAGAAAGAAGAGGAAUUGCCAACUCUGGACACUUACUUGGGGCAAAGUACCAGUGAAGACAAUGCUUCCUUCAAUCAGAUUAUGGAGCUUGCUGAAGAGCGGAAUAGGGCUAAACAUGCCUGGCUCUAUGAGGCAGAGGAAAAAUCAGAGCAGGGCCAUGAAGAAAUGCUGGCACUACCUUCACCUGAUGCUUUGGCCAUUGAGGACAGGAAACCAGGGGUGAAAACCUGGAAGUACAAAGCCAAGAAUAUUCUGAUGUAUUACCCAGAAGGAGUGAAGGAUGAUGAACUCUUCAAGAAACCCCGUGAGGUAAUUCACAAGAACACCCGCUUCCAGAGUGACCCUUUCAGUCAAACCCUGAGCAGAUCUCAGCUCCAGCAAGCAGCAGCUCUCAAUGCGCAGUUUAAACAGGGCAAAGUGGGGCCAGACGGAAAGGAACUGAUCCCACAGGAGUCGCCAAAGGUGAAUGGCUAUGGCUUUGUAAGGACUCCUUCACCUGCUCCAGGUGUGAUGGACUCACCGAUGAUGACAUGGGGUGAGAUUGAAGGCACACCACUGCAUUUGAGCGGUUCAGAAACCCCUCAUGUUGACAGGACACCAGGACCUGCAUUUAAGAUUCUGGAACCAGGCAGGAGAGAGAGACUGGGCCUUAAAAUGGUCAAUGAGGUUGCAGCCAAAAACAGAACCAAGAAACAGGAAGCUUUGAGGAAGGCGACAGAGAGUCUGGUCAGCCUUUCUCCACAUGGUAUCAGUCCGGUGAUGUCACCAGCCCUGCAGCGCCUUGUGAACCGCACCUCCAGCAAAUACACGGACAAAGCUCUGCGUGCCAGUUACACGCCCUCGCCGGCACACAAAGGGACGCCACGGUGUAAAACGCCACGUGCUGGUGUCACCCCUAAAACGUUUAUUGCUACCCACACGCCGAGCAGCCAGGACCCCACCUCCAUCACAGACAACCUGCUGCAGUUGCCCAAGAGAAAGAAAGCAGCGGACUUCUUCUAGGUUCAGUCCAGUCCCGUCUCUCCUGUGGAAAUGGGAAAUCUUCAGACUGAGGAUGGGAGUACUUAACAACAAACUAUGGCCCUGCAUUCAUCUACUAAGGAGUCCUGUUAUGUCGUUUCUGUCUGCCACUUCUAUAGGUCUAACAUGGUGCAGUCAACAUGUUGGCAGUGAGAGUUCGGCACAUGAGCUGGCUGUUAAACUACUUGUGUUCUUGUAAUCUGCCAAGGCCGGCCAGCCGAGUUGAUGGGCCUGGGCUGACCAUCUCAGCCUUUCGCUACCUGAUACAACUGCAGUCCUCAAGAACGCUCAAAGGUUUUGCCUGUGUAUUAACCAUUUUGGUAUGGGCACAUCUCAUGCCCAUUUCUGUCCAGCCUGUUAUCCAUUUACUUUGGCUAGUAGUAUUGGGGUUUUGGGAUUGAUGACUUUGUUGUGGAAGUACAGUUGGUUCAGGGACUCUACUGUGGCCUCACUUCCUAAGGCACUGCCUUCCCACUUAAUGAUCAGUGUGUUAAUUGCGUGUACCCACAGACACAGAGAGCGAGACAUACCUUUCCCUGUACACAACACAAACUGGAGGGUCUCCCUCUCGUGCACCCUGAGCGACCAUCUACAAACUGUGCCAGUGUUCAGGGGAUGCUGCUCAUUCACGUUCACUCAUUUUUGUCUGUACCCGCACUCCCAAUCAUCAUCAGUGUCCCCUCUCUGCCCGUUGGUACCUUAUCAGUGCUCCCUUUCUCACAUCUCUUUAUUGGCUCCCCCCCCCCCCCCCACCCCAGGUCGAGCCCUCCCUCUGUAUUAAAAUUUGUUUCUCCACCUGCAUCAGCCUUGGGCAGGGUUUUUAACCCACGUCUGUCUGAUGCAUCCUCUCUCAGACCAUCCUCUCUCUUGCCCUCCCCUGGGUUGUUUCCCUCUGCCAUUCUACCGUCCCCAGACAAUGUUUUUGGUUCCUUUUUUGCUGCGAGCGUGUGUAUAUAUGUGUAUGCAGGGAGACGCAGACAGACAGACACACGUCUUUGCUUUGCCCUGAGCCCCCUUGGACAUGUCUUUAUUCCGUUAUUGUGCUGAAAUUUCCUGACAAAUUUUUUUUCUAGAAAUGACCUCUGGUUAAAAGAAACCAUAUGCGGCUUUUUUUAUGUGGACUUUGAGUACUGUAAUGCUUCCAGAUGGGAACCAACUCCUGCAUCUACUCACUUACUGCAGCCUCGGUAACAUGUCCUCACUUGGACAGGUGCUCUAAAUCAUAGAGGCAAGUUCUGGCGCUGGAGGCUGUUCAGGGGAUUGUAGCCAUAGCAACUGAAGAUUCAGGCUAAUCCCUCUUUCCUGGUACAACGGGCAGUGAGUUCCAAACCGUCACCACUCCUUGGACUUCCUCCUACCCUUAAUUCUUAAACCUCUCAAACUUUUGCCUCUUGCUUAAUUUUCUCUGUGUUCGGGCAAAUUUACUCCUUCCUCUUUAUCCUGUACCACCAUUAUUUUAUACACUGCAGCUAAAUUAAACCCUUACCACCUCUUCUACAGAAAGCAGUGUCAAUCUAAUCAAUAAUUCUUCACAUCUGCAAUUCUCCAAUCCUGACAACAUCUUAUAAGCACAUUCUUUGCUAUCAUGUAUUUCCUUUAAGUGACCAGAGUUGUUUUAACUAGUCUUUAUUUCAAUGUAUGGAUCCCAGAUCUUCACAUUUCAUUCCUUGUUGAUGAAGGCAUGUUUAUCUUUUGCUUUCCUAUCACUUUUAUUCCUAUCUAUAUGCAAUAAAUCUUGUGUGGAUGGGACUUUAGUGACAGACUAACAUAUUUUCAGACUACUGGGCAUUACUCAUUUUAUUCCAAUAUUUUAAAAGUGACAAAUAGUUUAAUAAAUUUCCAGUAAGUUCUGAAUUUCAAGGGAGUGGGAAACCAAGUCCUGAUGAGUUUAAAGGGAGCUCAGGGAAACAGAAGCCGGUGAGUCUCCAGUACGUUGCUCAGGGUGCACACCAGAUCCAAGCUACCUUGGGGUCCCUCGUAUUGUGAACUCCUGCUCACAUUCCUGGCCCCUGGUGCUCCCAGGUGCAGCUGUCUCUGAGUAUGCAGAUCCAGGGAUAGUGGGUGUCCUAAUGAGUGAGUCAGAUGUUGAAUUAUUGUGGAUUAUCAGAAUUUAAUGGAACUGAGUUCUUAUCUGGACCCUGUAGAAUGCACUCAGUCUCCUACAAUCCAUCUCAUUGCUUGUUUCUUCUCCAAUCCAUCACCUCACACUGAUCUAAAAUAAUUCUAUUUGCUACUUUUCUGCAUAUAUAUUCCCAUUGAUAUCUCUGAGUUAAUAAGUAUCCUCUUGUGUUUCAUGAUCAUCUGCCACCUUUGUGUAGAUGAGAAGAGUAGGAAAAUGGGUUUUCAAUUCCUUCCCUAUAGUCAGUGAAAGAAAUACUGAGCACCUUGGAAAAGAUGUUAUAAGCUAAGGCAAGGGAGAAGUGAAACUCCAUUCAGAUGUACAAGUGGAGUGCAAUAUGAUGGGUCAGAGAUGUGGCGAAUGAUUGCUGCUGACAAAUGCAGUCAGCUGACAGAAGCUAAGAUGAUUGCAACAUCUGGGAUCAAAGUUACAUCUUGCUCACCAGCACACACCCAGUUCCCACACUCCCUUUAAACUUAACGCGAUUUGUUGGCCAUGCUCCCCUGAAUCUAAAUGGGUUCAUUGAAAUGUUACUGUGAAACAUCUUUAAAAAUGGGAAUUAAACAUGUGUGUUGGGAUAUUAAUAAAAUAUCUGAUGGUUUGGAAAAUCUAAACCUCCAACAUAGUCCCAAGCAUUCCUGCUUUUUGGAACUUUACUAUACAUAGGCCAUGGGAAAUGUCCCAAAAAGCCACAUAGAUUGUUGAUUGUAUUUCGAGUGGACAGGGUGGGUUGGGGUGAGGGCUGCUAUGGUCAAAUAAAACCAGAGCUUUCGAAAAUCCUGGCCGAUCACACAUGCAGGACUCAGGGUGACCUUGGUAGAAUAUUUGGGCUUAGAGAGAAUUAUUCUGCAGCAUUAAAGUUACGCAGUGUUCCCUGGAGGGGUGGUUUGGAUGAAGUUGUUAAGGUAUUUGGGAGAACUCGGGGUAUGUUGUCACACUAGUUAAGAUGCCUGGAAUGAAAGGACUGGCUUAAGUAUUAAAACUGGGUCUUCCCUCUUCUACAUGUAAAUAGUGAUUGGAGUCUGGUUGAUACCAGGCCAAUAAUGUUUUUUUAAAAUCUGAAAUUAAUAGACAUUAAAGCACAGAGGAGAAUGUAGUGUAAUGUCACUAAUUCAAUUAAGUCACAUUGAUGGGCCCAACAGGCUCAAGGAACAAGAGGCUUACCCUUCUCUGUGUAUCUCUUUUUAAAUAAACUUGAAGAAUGUGUGUAUUUUUCAUAUUUA
Hypanus sabinus (Atlantic stingray) is the source of this 4829-nucleotide messenger RNA. RefSeq names its product ess-2 splicing factor homolog (gene ess2). NCBI's taxonomy places the organism in Eukaryota, Metazoa, Chordata, Chondrichthyes, Myliobatiformes, Dasyatidae. Bases 57 to 1469 code for a protein of 470 amino acids. The transcript has 10 exons. The record is from RefSeq and is a predicted model, not a curated record. Gene Ontology annotation, cellular component: catalytic step 2 spliceosome.